GGGUGCAGUGCAGAAUUUAUCUUGUGUUUCAUCUGGAGGAAUCUGGAAGAACCUGAACCCAGCUGUGUGUCCAUGAAGAGUGACGGGUCUAUGGGUGAACCUUUGUGCUUCAAAGAUGGACGCCACUCUGUUGAUCAAAGAGUGGACCAAGAGAGCUCAGAGGGUCCCAGUGGUCAGCCUGCCCAGCAGCAUCAAACCCUCCUGGACUCCAUCUUUAUGCUGCUGGAGGACGACAUUGUCACUUUUGUGAAGAAUGAGCUGCAGAAGAUCCAGAAGGUUCUGAGUCCAAGUUACCCAGAAUGCUUAAAGAGUGAGAGGGAGGAUGAGGAGGUGUUGAACUGUGAGGAUGAAGAGCAGAGGAGGAGCAGCAGAGAGGCAUUUCUGAAGAUCACACUGCACUUCCUGAGGAGAAUGAAGCAGGAGGAGCUGGCUGACCGUCUGCAAAGCAGAAGUCAUUGUGGAGUUUGUAAGCGUAAACUCAAAUCUAACCAGCAGAAGACGUUCCAGUGUAUGUUUGAGGGGAUUGCUAAAGAAGGAAACCCAACCCUUCUGAAUCAGAUGUUCACAGAGAUCUACCUCAUGAAGGGAGGGGCUGCAGAGGUCAAUGAUGAACAUGAGGUCAGACAGAGUGAAACAGCAUCCUGGAAACCAGACAGACCAGAAACAACAAUCAGACAAGAAGACAUCUUUAAAGCCCCACCUGGAAGAGAUGAACCAGUCAGAACCAUGAUGACAAAGGGAGUGGCUGGCAUCGGGAAAACAGUCUUAACACAGAAGUUCACUCUGGACUGGGCUGAAGGCAAAGCCAACCAGGACAUCCAGUUCAUAUUCCCAUUCACCUUCAGAGAGCUGAAUGUGCUGAAAGAGAGAAAGUUCAGCUUGGUGGAACUUGUUGAUUACUUCUUUAGUGAAACCAAAGAAGCAGGAAUCUGCCGGUUUGAAGAGGUUGUGUUCAUCUUUGACGGUCUGGAUGAGUGUCGACUUCCUCUGGACUUCCUCAACACUGAGAUCCUGACUGAUGUUAUAGAGUCCAGCUCAGUGGAUGUGCUGCUGACAAACCUCAUCAAGGGGAAACUGCUUCCCUCUGCUCACCUCUGGAUAACCACACGACCUGCAGCAGCCAAUCAAAUCCCUCCUGGAUGUGUUGACAUGGUGACAGAUAUCAGAGGAUUCACUGACCCACAGAAGGAGGAGUACUUCAGGAAGAGAUUCAGAGAUGAGCAGCAGGCCAGCAGGAUCAUCUCCCACAUCAAGAAAUCAAGAAGCCUCUACAUCAUGUGCCACAUCCCAGUCUUCUGCUGGAUCACUGCUACAGUUCUGGAGGACAUGUUGGAGACCAGAGAGGGAGGAGAUCUGCCCAAGACCCUGACUGAAAUGUACAUUCACUUCCUGGUGGUUCAGGCCAAAGUGAAGAACAUCAAGUAUGAUGGAGGAGCUGAGACAGGUCCACACUGGAGUCCAGAGAACAGGAAGAUGAUCGAGUCUCUGGGAAAACUUGCUUUUGAGCAGCUGCAGAAAGGGAACCUAAUCUUCUAUGAAUCAGACCUGACAGAGUGUGGCAUCGAUAUCAGAGCAGCUUCAGUGUGUUCAGGAGUGUUCACACAGAUCUUUAAAGAGGAGAGCGGACUGUACCAGGACAAGGUGUUCAGCUUCGUCCAUCUGAGUGUUCAGGAGUUUCUAGCUGCUCUUCAUGUCCAUCUGACUUUCAUCAACUCUGGAGUCAACCUGCUGGCAGAAGAACAAAAAAACUCCAAGCUGUCUAGAGUCUUCAGAGACAAAACAAGUUUCUACCAGAGUGCUGUGGACAAGGCCUUACAAAGUCCAAAUGGACACCUGGACUUCUUCCUCCUGGGUCUUUCACUGCAAACAAAUCAGAGUCUCCUACGAGGUCUGCUGACACAGAAAGGAAGUAGCUCAAAGACCAAUCAGAAAACAGUUGAGUACAUCAAGAAGAAGAUCAGUGAGAAUCUGUCUGCAGAGAGAAGCAUCAAUCUGUUCCACUGUCUGAAUGAACUGAAUGAUGGUUCUCUAGUGGAGGAGAUCCAACAGUCCCUGAGUUCAGGAAGUCUCUCCACAGAUAAACUGUCUCCUGCUCAGUGGUCAGCUCUGGUCUUCAUCUUACUGUCAUCAGAAGACGAUCUGGACGUGUUUGACCUGAAGAAAUACUCUGCUUCAGAAGAAGCUCUUCUGAGGCUGCUGCCAGUGGUCAAAGCUUCCAACAAAGCUCUACUGAGUGGCUGUUACCUGUCAGAGAGAAGCUGUGAAGCUCUGUCCUCAGUUCUCACCUCCCAGUUCUCUAGUCUGAGAGAGCUGGACCUGAGUAACAACAACCUUCAGGAUUCAGGACUGGAGCUGGUGUCUCCUGGACUAAACAGUCCACACUGUACACUUGAAACUCUCAGACUAAGUGGCUGUAACCUGUCAGAAAGAAGCUGUGAAGCUCUGCCCUCAGUUCUCAGCUCCCAGUCUCCUAGUCUAAGAGAGCUGGACCUGAGUAACAACAACCUGCAAGAUUCAGGAGUAGAGCUGGUAUCAGCUGGACUGAAGAGUCCACACUGCAGACUGGAAACUCUCAGUCUCUCAGGGUGUCUGGUCUCAGAGGAAGGCUGUACUUCUCUGUUGUCAGCUCUGCGCUCCAACCCCUCCCAUCUGAGAGUGCUGGACCUGAGCUACAAUCAUCCAGGAGACUCAGGAGUGAAGCUGCUGUCAGCUGGACUUAAGGAUCCACACUGGAGACUGGACACUCUCAGGACGGACCAUGGUGGACCACAGAGACUGAGACCUGGUCUGAGGAAGUAUGUCUGUGAACUGGAACUGGACACAAACACAUUACACAGAGGACUCAAACUGUCUGACAACAACAGGAAGGUGACAUAUUUGGGAGAGGAUCAGUCAUAUCCUGAUCAUCCAGAGAGGUUUGAGUGCUGGCCUCAGCUGCUGUGUAGAGAUGGUCUGACUGGUCGCUGUUACUGGGAGGUCCAGAGGAGAGGAUGGGUUUCUAUAGCAGUGAGUUACAGAGGAAUCAGAAGGAGAGGAAGCAGUAAAGACUGUGUGUUUGGAUAUAACGAUCAGUCCUGGAGUCUGAUCUGCUAUGAUGAUCGCUACUCUGUCGGUCACAAUAACUUAGUAACAGACCUCACGUCCUCCUCUGUCUCUAACAGAGUAGCAGUGUAUGUGGACGUUCCUGCUGGCUCUCUGUCCUUCUACACAGUCUUCUCUGACUCACUGAUCCACCUCCACACCUUCAACACCACAUUCACUCAGCCUCUCUAUCCUGGGUUUGGGGUCUGUUCUGGUUCCUCAGUGUCUCUGUGUCCUCUGCAGGACUGAGAGUCUCUCCUGGGACAGAAACCCUGACUGAAGAUCAGCUGCUGAAAACAAAGUUCAGUCAGUUCACCAUCAAACACUACAGACCAAACAUGAAGAAUUUGUGCCUAUAAAUCCCAUGUCAAUUU
Molecule: messenger RNA, 3455 nt
Organism: Etheostoma spectabile (orangethroat darter)
Lineage: Eukaryota; Metazoa; Chordata; Actinopteri; Perciformes; Percidae
Product: protein NLRC3-like
Molecular function (GO): protein binding
Source: RefSeq, a predicted model, not a curated record